Messenger RNA from Ceutorhynchus assimilis (cabbage seed weevil), 898 nucleotides. NCBI's taxonomy places the organism in Eukaryota, Metazoa, Arthropoda, Insecta, Coleoptera, Curculionidae. The record is from the annotation of a GenBank genome assembly.
CGGGGGUCUCUAAAAAUAGCUUCCAGUGGAAAGUCACCGACGUUUGAAAAUAGAUUCUCUCUUUUACAAGUUUGCACUCGUGUUAUGUGAAUUUUGCUGCACAAAAAAUGGCCCAAGCACAAGAAGUAGCUACAAGUAACAAUGAAGAAUUUCAAAAAAUCCUCAAGCUCAAAGAUGCCGAAAUAGUUAUUUUAAAAGAAAAACUAACCUCUAUGGAAAACGAAGUUGCAGAAGCGCAAAAAAUCAAAGCUCAAAAAAAAACGCAACACGACGAAGUGCACGCACUAAAAAUCCAAUCCGAAGGCAUCCUCACCAAAGCCAAAGCCAUGAUUUUCGAAAACACCAAAGUCAUCAAAAACCAAGAACUCCAAAUCGAAGCUUUGGGCCAACAAAACGAAAGCCUUAAAGACGUUGUUAGAAUCACCAAAGACUUACUUGAAAUAAGAAACUUAGAAGUAAAACAGUUGGAAAACAAAAUAAACGCCAUGGAAGGCAAGGUGAAAGCCGAAAAAGAACGCCAAGAUUUGUUGCACAAAAAAUUGGAAACCAUGAUCAGGCAUAAUGGGGAAUUGAAGCGCGAGUACGAAACUCAAUUGUGUCUUUUCAAUGCGUUGAGGAAAAGGUACAGCGAAAAAGAGUUGGCUAAAGAUGUCGUCAAAGAGUUGGGGAACGAUGUUGAUAAUGCGCGUAGGGAACUUCAUAAAGUCAACGAAGAAAAUAAUGAGCAGAAGCAAGUUGAUGGAGCUGAAAAUCAAGUUAAUGGUGGUGAAAAUCUGGUUAAUGGUAAAGAAGAACAAGUCAAUGUUGAAGAAAUCUCUAAGGAGUAAUAAUUUGUAUUGUAUAAUAAUUAUAGACAAAUAAUUAUUAUUUUAGAUAUUUAUUUGGUUGUUAAUAAGAA